This is a messenger RNA of Mytilus trossulus (common blue mussel), 3423 nucleotides long. RefSeq lists its product as uncharacterized. Gene Ontology annotation, biological process: signal transduction. The record is from RefSeq and is a predicted model, not a curated record. NCBI's taxonomy places the organism in Eukaryota, Metazoa, Mollusca, Bivalvia, Mytilida, Mytilidae. Gene Ontology annotation, molecular function: protein binding. The transcript is spliced from 14 exons. Bases 42 to 3272 code for a protein of 1076 amino acids.
AAUCUCCUCUUCUUCAAGCUGUGAGCAAUGGACAAGAAUAUAUGGUAAAAGCUUUGGUUCACGAAGGCGCCGACUUGUCAACUAUGAAUUCAAAAGGUGAUUCACCUUUACAUGAAGCAGCGUCGAAUGGGAAACUUGCCAUGGCGGAACUUCUUGUUAGUUUAGGUGCCGACUUGUCAGCUAGAAAUAAUGAGAAAAAUUCUCCUUUACAUGAAGCUGCGAAGAAUGGCAAAGUUGGCAUGGUGAGACGUUUGAAUAGUUUAGGUGCCGACUUAUCAGCUAGAAAUUAUAAGGGAAUGACUCCUUAUGACAUAGCAGAAGAGAAAUAUAGGAAAUUUCAGCACAGUCAAUUUUCGAAUGAAUUCAAAGACACACUUGAUUAUCUUAAGGAAAAAAGAGACUCUUUUAGAGGAACCAUUGAACAACUAAGUAAUAUUAGAAAAAGUGAAACAGCUGGUAUUGAUGUUUCUAGCUUGCCAAAAGAAGAAGAGACAAUUGAUAAAAAGGACAAGGAUAUUCAUCUACCGUGGUUGGUUGAUGCUGACGAAUUCCAGUGUAUGCUAUCACAAGGAGAAUUUUUGUCUUACGAAAACCGUUUGAGUCUAGGCGGACCAUGUAAGGCAGGGAAGAGUACUCUCGCAAGCGUACUUAUUGGCGAAGACAUUCCAUUACAAUGGAAUUCUACAGACGGGUUGGUCAUAUUUUUCGGUAGGAAUGGUAUUGACAUUAAAAAGAAGAAAAUGAUUCCUCUUAAAGAAGGUGAACGGGGCCAUGAAAUUUUGGCAAAGAUUCUGCGAGGAAAACCAAAUGUUCAAGUGCAGCCUGACGAGAACACCAAACAGCAACUUAUACCCACUUAUAGCCAGAAUAGUCAAGCAGAUAUAAGAUACAUGUCAUCUAAAGCAUCUGCCACACAAGCACAAUCAGUUAACAAGGAUAAAGAUAAUCCAGCAUACCAAGUCGCAACUAUAACUAGUGAAUCAAUCACGGAGCAUGUAGAAACAAAAAUUUCAAACAGAGGAAUGCUCCCUGUUCCUUCUGAGAUACAGUCAAUAGAUUGUCAGACGUUGCAACUUCAAACAAGUAUCUUAGACGAAGUCAGAGAUAGGGAAUAUAGAAUAGAAAUUGCACCUUCUGAUCUGGUCGAUUUUGGUGGCCAGAAAUCAUACGAUAUGACACAUCAACUUUUCAUACAACACCGUGGAUCAUUUUUAUUAAUGUUUGAUGGCAGGUUUGGUUUACACAAACAGCUUCGCGAGUAUCCAGAAGGAGUGACUUCUGCCUCCAUACUAAAACACUGGGUUGAUUCAGUGUUGACCUACACCGACGAUACUGAAGACAUAAUGCCAAUGAUCAUGUUUGCUGCAACACACAGGGACCAGUGCAUGGAAACAGUGAAAUUAAAGGAAAAUUUCAUUAAGGAUUUGAAACAUAUGUUCUCCCAGCAUGAGAAAAGCAUUCACAUACACCUUGAGACGGUAUAUUUUAUCAAUGGAAUUGAUAAAAAUGACGCCGAAAUACAACGGCUGACGGACCAAGUCGUCAUGUUUGCAAUGAUGCAAUCAUCCUGGGGCCAACGAAGACCAAUGCAAUGGGUUCCUUUAGAGUUACAAAUCUCCAACAUGAGAAUGAAAAAUAUAAACAUCAUAACGAAGGAAGAUCUUCGAAAUGUUAACAAGAUGAAUGACGACCUAGCCUUAAAUGAACACCAGAUGGACGAUUUCCUGAUAAUUCAGCAUUCCUUAGGUAAACUGAUGUACUACAGCCUCCCAGGGUUAAACAACUUCAUCAUCAUUCAUCCUCCAGCACUGGUUAAUAUAUUAAGGUCAUUUGUGACCGAUGAAAAGUUCUUUCCAGCAGACAAAAGCCUUAGAUACAUUUUAGAAAUAUUGACAGAGACUGGUAAAAUCUUUAAAACUGACCUUUUAAAGCUUUGGCAACAAGAUAAUGUUCAUCAGUAUAUGCCAUCAGAUAGCAUCAAAGAAUUUGUUGUACAGCUCCUCGUUCAUUUAGAUAUUCUGAUUAUCCCAAAGGCGUUUAAACAAACUCCGUCUGUAGCUGACGUUUAUCUUGUUCCAUGCAUGAUAAAGACUAUUAGACCAUCCGAUUUCAACUUGGGUCAGACAGAAAGAACGAUAUGUUUGCGGUAUUCACUAGAACGGCAUUCACUUCCCACUGCACUGGCUUACAAACUUAUUGGAGGAUCAGUCAACGCUUGGCCAUUGAAGUACGAAAGUAACAAACCGUGUCUUUAUCACAAAGCUGCAGUGUUGAAUGUCAAUGAAGAUACGGAGCUCCGAAUAUGGUUAGAAGACAAUCGACUUAUGGUUUACAUGACAAACCAGGAAUCUUUAUUACAUAUUUCACCGGAUGUAGCAGCAAGUGUACAAGAGUGUCUGACAAAGAAUCUUGAGGUAUCUCUCUCGUUUCAUUAUAAGAGCUUUGGUAGAAAAAUGGCACUAACUAAAUUAUCAGAACUAUACUCUAUUGAAGUAGGCAUUCCAUGUGGCAGGAAUGUUUGCUUUAAAACUUUGCAAGAUGUAAUGAAAGAUGACCAAUGGACAUGUGAAAAAGGGGAGGAACAUAAAACCAAAUAUUUACGUUACUGGAUCUUCAACAAGGCACAAAAGACGUGUGGACAUGAAUGUAAAGGUCUCACCGACGAUGAAUUAAGAGCAGAACCGUCUGAUAAGCAUCUUGUUAGAUUAGGAUGUCAUAUUGGUAUAAAUUUGUUUCGAGAAUAUUUUAUCUACUUGGGAAUGGAAGUGGAGGAAUGGGAAGAUAUCAAUUUCCAGUAUGUUGGUCACAGUCCAAAAGGAAUUAAGUCGGUGGCACUGAUGCAAUGGAAAAAUUCGAUGUUAUUGAAAUCAAAGGAUCCUACUUUGAAAGACCUUCGUGAUGCCCUGAAAAAUGUGGAGCUGGAUAGUCAUCUUAUAUGUCAGAUAUUUAGGGAAAGAUCAGCGUUGUUGGCAAUGGCGGACUUCAAUCUCCAGACUAUCCCAAGUGACCAACAUUUGAAAGAAUUGUCAAAUCAGGUCGGCAAUUGCCCAUUGCAGUUGGGAGUAGAACUUGGAUUAAGUUUUACUGAAAUUGAACAAAGUUUGUUCAGUUUUCCAAAAGAUCUGCCCGGUUUGGUGGAAGAUGUAUUGACAAAAUGGAGGAGAAAGUCAAAAGUCAAGACCAUUUACAGUUUAAUGUUGGCACUUGAACGCGUGAAUACAGGUGGACUCCAAUACCUACGCGAAAUAUCAAAGCGCCCUCAUGCAAAGUAAUAGAAAAACCAUCAUGUCUGCAAAAGUCUUAUUUUGUAACCAAAACAAUAACUUUGAAGAAUGUUUUAUGAUUUUAUGACACAAUAUGCACCACGAUUGCUUUUUCAUACUCAAUUCGUUUUAAAUGUGAAUGUAGUUUUGUGAUGCAUAG